Molecule: messenger RNA, 4792 nt
Organism: Hevea brasiliensis (rubber tree)
Lineage: Eukaryota; Viridiplantae; Streptophyta; Magnoliopsida; Malpighiales; Euphorbiaceae
Product: protein STICHEL-like 3
Exons: 6
Coding region: 1006-4581 (1191 amino acids)
Biological process (GO): DNA-templated DNA replication; DNA repair
Cellular component (GO): DNA replication factor C complex; DNA polymerase III complex; nucleus
Molecular function (GO): DNA binding; ATP binding; ATP hydrolysis activity
Source: RefSeq, a predicted model, not a curated record
CUGUCUGUCUCUGUCUCUCUCUCUCUCUCUCUCUCUCUCUCUCUCUCUCUAAUAGAUCUUACCUCUUUCACUAAGCACACUCUUCACAGAGCUCUGUGUGGACUCUCUCUCUCUCUCUCUCUCUCUCUAUAGAGCUUAUUGGCUCUCUAGAAUGGACUCUGUCGCUUAGUGUGUUCUAGGACUAUCGUUUUCUAUGAAAAGCAACUCAUCUCCUCGUGAAGUGCAUGUGAAGUUGGUGGCUGAGACUGAGACUAGAGAGGUAGAGGGAGAUCUAAUCUGGUGGCCUUAAUGAUCCAAACGGGUCGUUUUUGCUUUUUGGGAAUUUUCAGGUGAAUACAGUUUUUCCUAGUUACUUUCUUUUUGUGGGUGCUGCUUCUUCUCCUAGCUCUUUGGGCAUACUUUUUUUGAUGUAGCUCCGUGCUCUUUCAAUCUAAACCUUGUUUAUUCUCUACUCAUUUUGUCAAAAAUUUUGGCUCUUUUGGCGCCUUAAGAUAAAAGGUUGAGCCUUUGGUUGUUGGGUGUGCUAUAGCUGCUUACGUUACAUUGUUUGCAUAUUGAAGUAAAGGGUUUUCUGCUAUUAAUCUUAUGCAUUGAAGCUGGGAGGUUUAGUAGUAGGACUUAAUGCGGAAUGAUGGUGCAGUUUGGGCCUUUAAUUAAAGUUUGCGAUUUUGAAUUUAGUUUCAUGGGUUUGGAUAGUGCUGCAUUUGUACUGAUGGUUCUCUGCCCUUCGGAGGUAAAUGAUGAUUAUUGUGCAGAAAUUUUGUUCUUGGGGUGAACUUUGGGGAUUUGUGGUGUAAUCAUUGCAAAAAGGGUUAUUACUCUUUCAAAUAAAUGCUUUGUGGUCGAUGGAGGAUCUGUAAUCGCUUGAAUUUUGGAGUUUUUAGUGGUUAGUUGCCUGACUUGAAGAUUUGAACCUGUUACAGAUUGAAGGAAAAUGCAAUACAAUUUGAUUGAUGUUGCUAACAGGCAAGGGAUACUGCUAGCAUAUUCAUUUACUUUCUGAUCAUGACCAAGGCUGUCCGUAAUAGGAUUCUCACGGAUGCAAAUGGUCAUAUCAGUGAUCAUCUUCGCAACCAUAUUCAUUUAACCAACUGCAUUCAUCUGAAAAACCAUAUGCAUAAACAGAGCCCCAUACUGGCUGAUAGGUCAAUAAUGAGGGACCUCAUUGUUCUUCAGAGGUCCAGAUCAUUGAGGGACCCUUCUGCCAGUUCUCCUUCAUGGCACUCACCUUCUGUUGUUGAUUUGCUUCCUAAGAAAGGUGACAAAGAUGCCACAAUUAUGGAGGGUAGAAGGUCAGUUGGCAUUGAGCGUCGAAGGGAAGGUAGGAGGUUGUCAGGUAGCGCAACACCCUUUGCUAGUUUAGCACCAUCAAAGGUUGUUCCUGGUGAGCUUAGUGGGGGAAAUGAUAUGAUAGCAGAUAUUAGUGAUCAUAGUAGCAAGAGUGUAGCUAGAGAUGAUAGGAGAGUUAAGAGAGAAGGAUCUAGUCAAAAGAGCAAUAGGAUUGAUCUUUUGGGCGGUGAUGAGGACACUUUACAAGAUCAAGAUGUUAAUGGUUUGGUUAAUGAUGCUAUUUCGGGGAAUUCAGAAUCUAAAUCUAGAAAGAGUAAACAAAAGGGGAGGCAUAGUCAAGAUUUUCAUAUUAAGACCCUUUCUGAGCAGUUGAAUGAGGUACCAGUGGAUAGUGAUGUAGCUUCUUCUAACAUCCAUCUUCAUGGAAGACGGUCUCAACAGAAGAAAACUGGUGAGGAACCUGAGACCAGCAUUCGUGGGAAUAGGGUGAAAAGGCGGAAGUUCCAAGGUGCCAGAAGAACUAGGGCAACUCCAUCUGCUAGAGAUGUUGGGGGUCAGAAUGAAAUGUCUGUUGCUUCUAAUUCAUCGGCUCAAGGUUCUGCAAGACCAAGGUAUCACAUUGAGGAAGAAGAAGAAUUCGGGGACCAAAAUGUCACAAGAGCUCCUAGAAAUGGAUGUGGGAUUCCAUGGAAUUGGUCAAGGAUUCAUCAUAGGGGUAAAACAUUCCUUGACAUGGCUGGUAGAAGUUUGUCUUGUGGUUUGUCGGACUCAAGGUUAAGGAAAGGUAGCAUGGCUUCCCAUGAGAGAGAUGGUCCUAAUAUGUCCGUGGCAUCAGAUCAUUCAAGUUCAUGUACUAAAUCUGAUGCAGAGGUGCUGCCUCUAUUAGUUGAGGCUUCCGGAUCCCUUGAAAGCACUGAUAAUGCUGGUUGGGUGCAUGACUAUUCCGGAGAGCUUGGUAUAUAUGCUGAUCAUUUACUGAAAAAUGAUUUUGAUUCUGACCUUGCUUCUGAAGCUAGAUCUGGUGGUCAACGCAAGCUUGGGCGGAACCACAAUUGCAGGCAUCAAAAUUUGACUCAAAAAUACAUGCCAAGAACUUUCAAAGAUCUGGGGGGACAGAAUCUGGUAGCACAAGCUCUUUCCAAUGCUGUCAUGAGAAGGAAGGUUGGGUUGCUAUAUGUGUUUUAUGGGCCUCAUGGUACUGGAAAGACCUCAUGCGCUCGCAUAUUUGCCAGGGCUUUAAAUUGUCAAUCUUUGGAUGAUCCCAAACCUUGUGGCUAUUGCAAUUCUUGCAUGGCACAUGAUAUGGGUAAGAGUCAAAAUAUAAGGGAAGUUGGUUCAGUCAGUAAUUUUGAUUUUGAGAGCAUUAUGGAUUUGCUUGACAACAUGAUUAUUUCUCAUCUGCCCUCGCAGUUCAGAGUUUUUAUUUUUGAUGACUGUGAUACUCUGUCCCCUGACUGCUGGAGUGCCAUUUCAAAGGUCAUUGAUCGAGCACCCAGACGUGUAGUUUUUGUCCUUGUCAGCUCAAGUCUUAAUGUUUUGCCUCAUAUAAUUAUAUCCAGGUGCCAGAAAUUCUUUUUCCCAAAGCUGAAAGAUGCAGAUAUUACAGACACUUUGCAGUGGAUUGCAUCCAAAGAAGAUAUAGAUAUUGAUAAGGAUGCACUAAAACUUAUUGCAUCACGAUCAGAUGGAUCACUGAGGGAUGCUGAGAUGACUCUAGAACAACUGAGUUUGCUUGGUCUGAAGAUAUCUCUUCCCUUAGUUCAAGAACUGGUUGGGCUUAUCUCUGAUGAAAAAUUGGUGGAUCUUCUUGAUUUAGCAUUAUCUGCAGACACGGUGAACACUGUGAAGAAUUUGAGAGUGAUAAUGGAAACUGGUGUGGAUCCAUUGGCAUUAAUGUCACAGCUUGCUACAGUUAUCACUGAUAUAGUAGCUGGUAGUUAUGACUUCACAAAAGAAAGGCAUAGAAGGAAGUUUUUUCGACGACAACCAUUGUCCAAAGAAGAUAUGGAAAUAUUGCGUCAAGCUCUGAAAACUUUGUCAGAGGCUGAAAAACAACUUAGAAUGUCUAAUGACAAAUUAAUGUGGCUAACAGCUGCAUUGCUUCAACUUGCUCCUGAUCAACAGUACAUGCUGCCUAGUUCUUCUACAGAAACUAGUUUUAAUCAUAGCCCUAUCACCCUAAAUAACGCAAAUGGAAGAGAAGUAGCCAAGAAAGGUGGUGAACAAGCUGAGAUUCCCAAUAAUGAGAGAAGCUUGUCAACACGUGUUAGAUUGGAAACUGCUAGAACUUCUGGUGAUUUCCAUAUCAAUGGUGCAUCAAGAGGUAUUAAUGUUGAUAGGAAAAGAAGUGGCGGGACUGGGAUGGCUCCUCAGUGCACAUCUGCACUGUCUUCUGAUGCAGUUAGGGUGAGUGGCAGGCAGAUGUCAGCCAAAAGCUGUAGAGGAUAUGAAGAAAUUUGGUUGGAGGUGCUUGGGAAGAUUCAGUUUAAUAGUAUAAGAGAGUUUUUGUACCAAGAAGGAAAGCUUAUCUCUGUCAGUUUUGGUGCAGCUCCAACUGUGCAGUUGAUAUUCAGUUCACAUGUCACCAAAUCGAGGGCAGAGAAGUUUAGGGCACAUAUUUUACAAGCAUUUGAGUCUGUUCUUGGGUCGCCAGUUACCAUUGAAAUCAGAUGUGAAUCAAAUAAAGACACAAGUGGAGGGUUCCAUGCACCUCUCAUUUUACCAGCUUCAAGGAAGGCUUCAUCUUGGAUGGCUGUAGAGCCAGAGACUACUACUGGAAGCAGAAUGCCUAGGAGGGGAGAAACUCUUUAUGUAGGGAGGAGUGAAAUUGUUGAAAUACCAGCUUCUCCGAGGGAAAUCAAGGGUAAUGGACAUGUUGACAACAAUGCAGAAUCUAGUAAAAGAGGUUUACAGCAUGCAAGAGUGGGAGAUUCAGCAGUUUCACAUAAGAAAUAUAGCAUCAGUCCUAUGUCAGAAAGAAGGAAACUUGGCGAGCAAAGUCAGAGUAAGAGCCUUGUGCGAAGCAAGGUUUCCCUUGCACAUGUAAUUCAGCAGGCAGAAGGAUGUACACAGCAAACUGGAUGGUCCAAACGUAAGGCGGUUUCUAUAGCUGAAAAGCUUGAACAAGAAAAUUUGAGGCUGGAACCUAGAUCACGAAGUUUGCUAUGCUGGAAAGCAUCUAGAGUUACCCGUCGAAAGCUUUCUCGUUUGAAGAUUAGGACGCGAAGACCAAAUUCACUGCUGAAGCUUGUUUCUUGUGGAAAAUGCCUCUCUUCAAAAUCUCCAAGGUAGAAGAAGAAAAAUUUUUCAAUGACUUUUAAGGAUUCAGAGCGCAACUUCAUUGUUACUUCUGUAAUUAGACAUUUUAUUGGCAUUUACUGGGUCAGAAUUAGCCGUUCAUAUGUUUUUCCUUUGAAUAAAGCGUAGUAGUGCUUACCAAUGAGAAUUUAAGAAAGAAUUGGAUAGUGUAGCUUCUCUUAAUCAAUUUUCGUAUGUUUAUACA